AGGACACCAAACGACAACGUAUUUAUGAAAGUGAAGCAAGCAGAAAUACAAUUGCAAACGACUUGGAUUGGAUGUCGAAAGACUAAGCUGUAAAAUUACGUCGGCAUGAUUCGAUCGCAGUGAUUUUAGUUUAAUUUUUUAAAAUUUCUUUGACCUCGAAAACCCCAACAAUUCCCUAGCCUGAAUCUUGAUUUUCCGUACACAAAUCCUUUUCCUGCGUUUGCCAAUCGUCUUCGAUGUUCAACAACAACAGCAUUGCGAUCUCUGUCUCCGACGACGAAUCAGAUGAACUCGGCCGGGCAAGAGCCCGACUCCGUAAGAAGCGCAAGAAACUGGGGCUUCGCAACAAUAGCAAUGGGCUCUCUCGCUGGCUUAUUAGGAAGCUCUUGAAAAACUGGAUGUUCCUGAUCUUUCUCCCAGCUGCUGGGUUGCUUCUAUUUGAGGCCUCGAGUUUUGUGCUUUCACCACACGCUGGUAAAUCGCCGAAUGGCUCCGGCUCCGAACUCAGUUCGAUCAAAAAACCCAGUCAGGAGAAGAAAUCGGAGGGGAAUUUGAAUCGGCUCGAUCCCACUACCCGGGUAGUUGGUGGCGUCAGAGAACGUUGCUUGAAGCUUCUACCUCCCGAAGAACUUGAUCAUCUAGAUAUACCUUCGAGCAAAGAGUCUACUAGUCCUGUUAGCGAAUUGGUAUACAUAUCGGAGAAUGAUACACCAUUUCUGGGAAGGAACAUUGUAUUUUCUGGACAGAGUACAAACGCCACAAGGUUCAAUUUGUUUACAGGGAAUCAAAGUCUAGAUCAGAGAGAUAAUAGUUUCAAGGUUAAUGUCACAGCUGCGGUACACUGCGGUUUCUAUAGCCAAAAUGGUGGGUUUAAGAUUUCUAAUGAAGAUCGAGAUUACAUGUUAAGUUGUAAAGCUGUUGUGUCUACUUGUGCAUUUGGCGGUGGAGAUGAUCUUUACCAACCCAUUGGAAUGUCGGAGGCAUCAAUUAGAAAGGUUUGUUAUGUUGCAUUUUGGGAUGAAAUCACUCUAGCCACGCAGGAAUCAGCUGGACAUAAAGUUGGUGAGGAUGGAUUUAUUGGGAAAUGGCGCAUUAUUGUUGUUAGAAAUCUUCCUUUCUCGGAUCAAAGGUUAAAUGGUAAAAUCCCCAAGAUGUUAGGACAUCGUCUUUUUCCUCAUGCAAAAUAUUCCAUAUGGGUGGAUUCCAAGUCCCAAUUUAGAAGGGAUCCUUUGGGAGUUUUGGAAGCCCUUCUUUGGCGUUCAAAUUCUGUGCUUGCAAUUUCGGAGCACGGAGCUCGCAGCAGUGUAUAUGAUGAAGCAAAGGCUGUUGUCAAGAAAAACAAGGCCAAACCAGAUGAAGUAGAGGUGCAAUUGACUCAAUACCGCAAGGAUGGACUCCCAGAGGACAAGAGAUUUAAGGGGAAGAAAGCUCUUUCUGAAGCGUCCGUCAUUGUGAGGGAGCAUACGCCGAUGACCAAUCUGUUUAUGUGUCUUUGGUUCAAUGAGGUGGUGCGUUUCACUUCUCGGGAUCAGCUGAGCUUCCCAUACGUAUUAUGGCGGCUAAAAGUGCUUAAGAAUAUAAAUAUAUUCCCUGUUUGCACACGUAAGGAUCUUGUUAAUAGCAUGGGCCAUUUGCGCAAGGCUAAGCCUUUGAUUAGUUGAAUCUUAGUUUUGCAGUAGUGCUUCAGCUGGUAUAAAAACUAAGGUAGAGACAUUGAGGGAGUUAGUUAUUAUUUGUUUUGUUAAAUUAUUAAUUAUCAUUGGUUUCUUUCAUUAUGGGAAUUGCUCAUGGUUGCUUAA
Humulus lupulus (European hop) is the source of this 1799-nucleotide messenger RNA. Its product is annotated as probable hexosyltransferase MUCI70. The record is from RefSeq and is a predicted model, not a curated record. Bases 237 to 1661 code for a protein of 474 amino acids. The transcript has 6 exons. Lineage: Eukaryota; Viridiplantae; Streptophyta; Magnoliopsida; Rosales; Cannabaceae.